This is a messenger RNA of Trichoderma harzianum CBS 226.95, 498 nucleotides long. RefSeq lists its product as hypothetical. Lineage: Eukaryota; Fungi; Ascomycota; Sordariomycetes; Hypocreales; Hypocreaceae. The record is from RefSeq and is a predicted model, not a curated record. Bases 1 to 498 code for a protein of 165 amino acids. The transcript has a single exon.
AUGGAGAGCCUCAGCAGCAACUCCAGUCCAGUCGACCGUCUCCGUGUGACUAUUAAGCAAACCAAAACAUCUCCUCUCACCAUCACCAGCACGGUCGUUAAUGAAAAUACGUAUCCAGUCACUUUUCUCCUAUACAACUCGCCACUAGAUACAAUUGCGCCAACCAUCGGCCUGCUUACUAUCACGCCUGACGGCGCUCUGCAGCCUCUCGAAUUGCCCGAGAUUCAGAUUCGCAGAGAAUGGCCUCCCAGCCCUGAUUCACUCAUUCAGCUUGGGCCUGGUGAGAGCCAAACCGCAGAAAUAGUUCUCAAGGAUUUCAUCACUUCGCAACUUGACAAAAAGGCGUCAGUUGUUCUAAAUGGUCAUUGGGAUAUGGUAUGGACAAAGCAAAAAGAUGACAUAACAGUCGACAUGAUUGAGCAGGCGCAGGCACAGCCAAAUCCAGACAUGUUUACUGGCAGCUUCGCGACUGAGAGUUUAGAAAUAACCACUGUCUAG